Messenger RNA from Sordaria macrospora k-hell, 2511 nucleotides. RefSeq lists its product as uncharacterized. The record is from RefSeq and is a predicted model, not a curated record. Gene Ontology annotation, cellular component: ribonucleoprotein complex; nucleus; cytoplasm. Lineage: Eukaryota; Fungi; Ascomycota; Sordariomycetes; Sordariales; Sordariaceae. Gene Ontology annotation, biological process: nuclear mRNA surveillance; poly(A)+ mRNA export from nucleus. Gene Ontology annotation, molecular function: mRNA binding.
AUGGAGUCAUCAUCAAGAAUUUUCGUGAAGAACCUGCCGCCGACCAUCACCGAAGCCGAGUUUCGCAAGCACUUCUCGGCUGAGGGUCGCCAGGUCACCGAUGUCAAACUUAUCCCAGCCCGCCAUAUUGGCUUCGUCGGCUACAAGUCGGCGGAAGAUGCCGCCAGGGCGGUCAAAUACUUCAACCGCUCCUUCAUCCGCAUGUCCAGGAUUGCAGUCGACAUAGCGAAACCGAUUGCCGACUCAAUCCCCCAUCACAAAUCAGCUUCAAGGGUUCCUUCGAAAGAUGUCGACCCCAAGAAUGCGCCCAAGGUUAUCCCUCCCAACACCGAGGUAGCUGCCGCCGCGGUACCUAAAGUGGAGGUUGCCCCAGAUGCCCCGAAGAGGAAACUGGAUGCUUUGGAUGCAGCCGAUCCGAAACUCCAGGAGUACCUCGAUGUCAUGGGGGCUCACCCAUCCAAGAAGAUGCGCAAUGCCGAGGGCCUUCCCAUCACCGUCGACGAGGUCCUGGCUCCAGCUGUGCCUGCCGGCUUGGAGGAUGGUGAAAGUGAUGAUGAAUAUGAGGAAAUCCCCGCUCGUACUCAGAAUCAGCCGACACACAUCGCCGAUCAGGAAAUGGUCGACGCCCCUCCUGUAGCAGGUGUUGAAUCAUCUGCGACACCUGCUGCCGUUGAGCCGUCUGAGUCAGCUCCACCAGUGUCUCUUGAUGCUACCGAUGACGACUGGCUCCGCUCGAGGACGAACCGUCUCCUUGACUUGGUCGACCCAGAUGAUGCAGCUUUAGCUCUUCGUCCAGCUGCAGCAGCACCUGCUCCCGUGCCCGCCACGUCUGUUGAGAACACAGCGUCGGCAAAGGCUGAGGAGCACCCCGCCGAUGGCUCCAAAGCAACGACAGGGGCCACGAAGCAAGACCCCGAGUCUGCUAUAAGCCUGAUUGAAAAGACAUCACGGCUUUUCCUGAGGAACCUCAGUUACACCGUCACCGAGGAUGAUGUUAGAGAGCACUUCGCCAAGUUUGGCACUUUGGAAGAGGUACAUGUCCCAUUGGAUAGCAAGGGCCGUAGCAAGGGCUUUGCUAUGAUUCGUUACGAAAAGCCGGCGUCCGCCAUUGCUGCAUUCCAGACAGAUGGCACUGUCUUUCAAGGCCGGAUCGCCCACAUCCUGCCCGCCGCUGCCAAGAGGGAGAACAAGCUGGACGAAUUCGCUCUGUCGAAGCUGCCUCUCAAGAAGCAGCAGUUGUUGAGGAAGAAGGCUGAGGCUGCUUCGAGCACCUUCAACUGGAACUCCCUCUUCAUGAGUCAAGAUGCUGUGAAUACGGCAAUGGCAGAACGUCUAGGCGUGUCAAAGGCAGAGCUUCUCGAUCCCACGGAUGCGUCAGCUGCUGUCAAGCAGGCUGUUGCCGAGACAACGGUCAUCCAGGAAGCAAAGCAAUACUUCGCUGCCAAUGGUGUGAACAUUGAGGCCUUCAAGACACAACAGCGGGGCGACACCACCAUCCUUGUCAAGAACAUCAAGAACACCACAAUUGAAGAGUUGCGGACUCUUUUCGAGGAGCAUGGUACCGUUCUCCGAGUACUCAUGCCACCCAGCGGCACCAUUGCCAUUGUCCAAUUUGCACAGCCUGUGCAGUGCAGGACAGCUUUUGCCAGGAAGGCAUAUUCUCGUUUCAAGGACUCUGUCUUGUUCCUCGAGAAGGGACCGAAGGGUCUCUUCACCGACAAUGUGGCUGCACCCACAGAGGCCCGUCCUGCUGGUGUCCAGAAGCCGUCUGUGGCUGACUUGCUCGAACGCGAUGAUGCCGAGGAACAGUCCUUGGAGACCUCUUCAUUGUUUGUUCGCAAUCUCAACUUCUCCACCACUUCCCAGGGCUUGACCGACGCCUUCAAACAUUUGGAUGGCUUUGUCAACGCGAAGGUCAAGACGAAGACAGACCCCAAGAAACCAGGCCAGGUGCUCAGCAUGGGCUUUGGUUUCGUGGCUUUCCGUACCAAGGACCAGGCACAGGCUGCACAGAAGGUCAUGGACGGCCAUGUUCUUGAGGCCCACAAACUCAGCGUCAAGGCAUCACACAGAGGCCUUGAUGCCGCUGAGGAGCGGAGGCGGGAAGAUAUGGCCAAGAAGGCGGCCAGCCAAGGCACCAAGCUCGUCAUCAAGAACUUGCCCUUCGAAGUCACCAAGAACGAGGUACGGACUUUGUUCAGCACCUAUGGCAAGUUGGUUGCGCUCCGUAUUCCCAAAAAGUUCAACCAAUCAUCGCGCGGUUUUGCCUUUGCGGAAUUUUCCACGGCCAAGGAGGCGCUCAACGCGUUCACUUCUCUCAAAGAUACCCAUAUUCUCGGACGUCGUCUUGUUAUUGAUUUCGCGCAGGCGGAGGAUAUCGAUCCGGAGGACCAGAUCGCUGCGAUGGAGAAGAAGACUCGUGCCCAGGUUAAUAAGGUCGCCCUGCAGCAGCUUACAGGGACAGGGCGGGCGAAGGUCACUAUUGGAGAUAACGAUGAAGAUGAAGUAUGA